Messenger RNA from Pieris rapae (cabbage white), 4950 nucleotides. RefSeq names its product peroxisomal acyl-coenzyme A oxidase 3. Gene Ontology annotation, molecular function: pristanoyl-CoA oxidase activity; FAD binding; fatty acid binding. The transcript has 13 exons. Gene Ontology annotation, biological process: lipid homeostasis; fatty acid beta-oxidation using acyl-CoA oxidase. The record is from RefSeq and is a predicted model, not a curated record. Gene Ontology annotation, cellular component: peroxisome. Lineage: Eukaryota; Metazoa; Arthropoda; Insecta; Lepidoptera; Pieridae. Bases 551 to 2611 code for a protein of 686 amino acids.
UAACUUAAUCAUUAUCGAAUUUAUAAUCAAACUUAAAACUAAAAUGAUCUUAAAUUUAUACAGAAACAAUAAUUACUAUCAUUUAACAAAAUAGUUUAGCAACCCUUUCCUUAAAAUUGGGAUCACGUGGUACGAAACUUAUAGAAAUUAUCACUAUUCGGUAUACACUAUUUGAAUUGGAGUAUUGCUAUUGGAAGCUUAAGAUAUAUAGCUCCUAAGCUUCCAAUAGCAAUACUUGAGCUGCCGGUUAUUAUAGAGCUAGGGCCUAGCCCCUAGGAGCCUUUUAUCGGUUGACCAGUAGGCAGUAAUCUACGCUGUGUAUGCGGCGGCGCGGCUCGACGGUAUAGUUCCUUAAAUACGCUUUUAUUUCCUCAUAAAAUCACUCGUAUAGUGAUAACUUAGAGAACCAAUUGAAUAUAAGCUAAAUAAGGCGUUUCCUCGGCACAUUAAUGAUUAAACUAGUGACCAGUCUACUUAUUGGCGACAUCGAGACAGGAAGUGUAGUGUAAUAAUUUCUGUUAAUAAAAUUCACGUUAAAUUCAAGAUUGCAAUGGAAGAUUUAAGUUUCAUCCCUAACUUACUAAAUGGGCCUUUGGAUGUUUAUAGAAAUACAUCAUCAUUUGACUGGAAACGAUUAAAGUUAGCUCUUGAAGGAGAUAUUCAGUUAUUAAGACUUAAGUACAAAAUAUGGCAUACAUUAGAAAACGACCCUCUAUUUGCACACAACAUAAUCACACCACCUGUUGAAGAACAGAAGAGAAUAACACAAAUGCAACUGCAGAAGAUCAAUCAGUACAAAUUCUUUACUGAUGAAAUAUUUAAUGCUGGCUACAAGAAAAGGACACGCACAUUAAUGACAAUAAAUGAGGCUGUACAGUCACUAGCACCCAGUGUUUCAGUAAAGAUGGCAAUUGGUAUUUAUUUGUUCUCUAAUGCAAUUUUAUCCCUCGGUACUGAACGACACAGACAGUUUUAUGAAGCCACUAUAAAGGACAGAAAGUAUGUCGCAAGUUUUGCACUUACGGAGAUUGCGCAUGGCUCUGACGCUAAACUCAUGCGCACCACAUCAACUUACGACCCUAAAACCAAGGAGUUCGUCAUACACACACCAGACUUCGAAGCUGCUAAAUGCUGGGUUGGUAAUCUAGGUAGAACGUGCACGCACACGCUGCUUUUCGCACAGUUGAUAACUCCUGAUGGCAAAAAUCAUGGUCUUCAUGGAUUCCUGGUACCGAUAAGGGAUCCUCAUACUUUGGAGGUGUACCCUGGACUCAUUGUUGGAGACAUGGGAGAGAAAAUCGGUGUUAAUGGAAUUGAUAAUGGAUUCGUAAUGUUCAACAAGUAUCGAAUACCUCGCGUAAAUCUUCUAAAUCGGAUUGCUGAUGUCACAGAAGAAGGUGUCUAUGAAAGUUCCUUCUCUGAACCCUCACGGAUACUUGGAGCUGCGCUGGAGAAUCUUUCAGCUGGUCGUAUCGGAAUAAUGCAGGAGAGCUGUCACUCUAUAGCUAGCUUAGUGGCGAUCGCAAUACGAUACGCCGCGACGCGUAAACAGUUUGGCGAACGACAAAACGAGACAGCCCUAAUUGAAUAUGAAUUACAUCAAUGGCGUCUUUUCGGGUAUGUCGCGGCCGCUGUUGUGUUCCGGUUCUACCUGCAGAACUUUGCCAAUGUCUAUCUUCAGAUAGUCGAGAAAUCUAACAGUGGUGACGGUGUCGAUAACUUGACUGAAGCAGUAUCAGAAAUCCAUGCUAUGGUGUCCUGCAGUAAGCCCUUGCUGACCUGGACGGUGCUAGAAGCCGCUCAGCAGUGCCGGGAAGCCUGUGGUGGACACGGUUACUUGAAGGUUGCCAACAUAGGUGACAUUCGCAGUAACCACGAGCCAACAGUCACAUAUGAAGGUGACAACAACGUCCUCUCCCAGCAAACAGGGAACUGGCUUCUUAAGCAAUAUGAAGCCGUACUCAAUGGACACGAUGUGGACUCGCCCUUAGGCACAGUCACUUUCCUGAAAGACAUCAAGACAAUACUCAAUAGCACCUUUACCUGCAAGAGCACAGAGGAAUUGAAGAAUCCUAAAUUCAUAUUGGCUACAUACAAAUGGCUUCUAUGUUGGCUUAUAAAAUACACGCACGAGAAGAACGAAGCAGAGUUAGCAAAAGGUCUAACAAAGAUGCAGGCCAGGAGUCAAAGUCAAGUAUACCGAUGGAGAACCCUCACGAAGGUCUACGCUGAGUACCUUGCCCUGAUCUUCUGCCUCGAGAGCAUAGAGAAGACCGAAGCACAAUUACUUCCAGUUUUGAAAAAACUAUUUUGUCUUUAUGGCUUAUGGUCGUUAGAUAAACAUUUGGUGGAAAUGUACCAGGGAGGGUUCUCAAAAGGAGAAGAAUUAGCGCGCCUUUUACGAGCGGCGAUCUUGGAAAUGUGCGCGGAUUUGAAGACCGAAGUUGUCAGCGUUGUGGAUGCGCUUGCGCCGACCGAUUUUGUGCUCAAUUCGGUUUUGGGAAAGAGCGAUGGAAACUUAUACCAACACUUGCAAAAAGCGUUCUUCAGCCACCCCGGCGCCUUCGAACGAGCUACAUGGUGGAGAGACGUCGUCAAAUCCAAGUUAUAAACCAUGGUUACAUGUGCUGGUUGAACAUUGGAAUAUUCCCAGUUAUAGAUCUAUCGUAGUUCAAUGUUGCUUGUGGAAGUCUUGAUCAUAUUCUUGAAAAUGUUUCAUACAAAUUAGAUGUAAUUUUAUAUAUUAUGUCAACUGUCAAACUCAUAAAUCAAAUUAAACGUAACUAUGACUUGCUGAGUAAAAAGUACUUAAAAGUUAUGCAAAUGAUGCAAUCAAUUUUUUUUAUUAACUUAACAAACGCGAAUUUAUUUCGCUUCAAUCAAAAUCAUUUAAAGUAUUUUAGUAAUUUUGUAUUAAAGUGAAAUAGUCAAUUGAAACAUCAAACUAAAAAAGAUGUUUUAAUAAAUGUAAUUAUGACAAGAUUUCUCAAGUAUUUAUGUAAACCAAAUCUUAGCUGCAUUUAUGACAUUACUUUGUGUGUGUCAUGUAAGCGUCACUGUUUUAGUGUUAUUUUAAGUGUUUUAUAUUGUCUGUUACAAGUCAAUGACUUCUGUACUUGUUUGUUAUUAAUAUCCCCAAGAGGUUUUUCACUAGUAUCUGAUGUAAUUAAUACAAAAAAAAAUUCAGGAACUCCACUUGAUCUUUAAAAAAAUGUCUGUCACAAAUUAUUGGAGUACAUCAUUUCAUUGUAACCAAAAUUCUUUACUUAAUGAAGAAUUUUUCUAUAUUUAUAAAAACUAUGAUUACUAAAUUUGGACUAAAGAUAAUGUGGUUGCCAUAGUUACCAUUUUGUACAUAGUAACCAUGGUAACAAACUCGGUGUCUAGGCUAUUUUUAUAAUAGGACCGUCAGACAGUCUUAUUUCACUUCAACUAUUGUAAUUUGUCUCUUUAUUUUAAAUUGUGCUAAGGCUAUGAUAGAAGGAGACAGUAGACAAAUUGUCAUAGUUAAAAUAGUGCAAUAAAACUGGUAUAGUUUUUAUAUAAUAAUUUUAAAUGAACACUGUUAUUUUAUCAUUUUUAAUAGUACAAAUCUAUACUGCGAUUCUGACAUUAGUUUUUGUAUCGAGAAAUGUGUUGUCUUGCCCUUAUAACAGAUACAAAUGCUUUUUUUAUAUAUUACAAAACUGUUUAAUUAAUAUGCUGGGCAUUUAACCUGUGUUUGUUUGAAGGCGUGUUUCAUUGUUAAUUUUCAAUGUCUCCUAAAUAUGUUAAAUCUUUUAAAUUUGAACAAAACGAGAGUAUCUAAGUCAAAAUGCGCUCCAUAGAUUUAAACCAAAAAAAUAUACUCUUUACAUAGUAAUUGUUAUAUUUUUGUAUUAUAAUCGUAGAAAAUAUGACAACAGUGAUUCAAUACACCUCACUAGGUUAGAACAUUAAUUUCCUAUUUAUAAUUUAGGAAUAUUUAAAUAGUUGCAAUGUUUCCUUCUUUUUUCCCGAAACUACUGGAAUGUUCUCGAAUAAUACGAAAUAAUUGGUUGUGAUUGUUUAUGGAUUGGCGCAACAUGUAAGAGCGAUAUAUAUACAUUUAUUUUUAAUAUUAUAGACCAUAUUUUAAUCCAGAAUAUUUACAGUACGAAAUUUAUGUUGUCUAUAUAUUCUUAAUGUGUUUCAGCAUCAAUGUGUUAAAAUAUUUUAUAUGAUUUUUAAACUUACAAAUUUUUAAAGAUCUUCAACGUUCUUAUCUUAAUCUAUUUCAAAAUUCCAAUUAAUCCACGUGUUGUUUUAAGAAAUUGAAGUAAGUUCAAAUGUCAAUUGUCAUCUGUCAAACGUAUACACACACAUUUAAAAAAAGUUGGCGCGAUGCGUGCUCAAAAUUGUGUAGUUUAAGAGUCAUUGUAUAAAAACCUCAUUCCUUCUAUAAGUGUGUAAUUUUGCUCUUGCAAAUGACGCCAAUUGUUGCCGUGGUGAAAUGUUCAAGUCGUUGUUGCACCAAUAUUCAUAAAUAAUCGAAAAUAAUACUUUGUUUAUAUUAAUAUCGGAAUGUUUGCAUUUGUUACAGCAUUUUUGUACUUUUGCAUUUUAUUAUUUAUAUGCAAGCUAAGCUUCAAUAGAAUUAUAUUUUUUAAUUAUUUUUGUAUAACAAUUAACGCCAAGUAUUUUAUUUAAAUUGCAUUAUUAUUACUUGUUCAUACGAUAUUGUACGUUAUACGGAAUAUAAAAAUUGCUUUCAACACAAUUCCUAAUAAGACGUUAACUUGGUUUUAAAUAUAUUUGAAAUAUAGUACAGGGUAUGAACAUAUACAGUAUUUUAAUGAAAUUAUAGAUAGAUAAAUGUAUCUUUUUUAAUAUUCCAAAUUUCUAUAUAUUCUCAAUGUGAUUCAGCAUCUCUGUGGUAAAAUAUUUUAUUUUUAUAUGAUUUAUAAUUAGUGAAAUUAUAAUAUUUUUAGU